GCAGGAUGGCACUGUGGGCAAAGGCCAGAGCGUGGAUGGCAGGGCUGUGGCUGUCACUGCGUGGGUCAUGCCCACUGGGCACCAGAGCCGCUGCAGCCCCCAAGGCAGUGCUGCCCUUCGAAGCCAUGUCCUGGUGUCCCGGCAACAAGUGGAUGCAGAUGCUGCAGAUAUGGAAGGAGCAGGGCUCUGAGAACAUGCACCUGGACAUGCAUCAGACCUUCAAGGAGCUCGGGCCCAUUUGCAGGUACGACGUGGGAGGGAGACACAUGGUGUUCGUGAUGCUGCCCGAGGACGUGGAGAGGCUGCAGCAGGCAGACAGCCGUCACCCCCAGCGGAUGCUCCUGGAGCCCUGGCUGGCCUACCGACAGGCUCGCGGGCACAAGUGUGGCGUGUUCUUGCUCAAUGGGCCCCAGUGGCGUUUGGACCGACUGCGGCUGAACCCAGACGUGCUCUCGCUGCCAGCCCUGCAGAAGUACACGCCCUUGGUGGAUGGCGUGGCCAGGGACUUCUCCCAGACCCUGAAGGCGCGGGUGCUGCAGAAUGCUCGGGGGAGCCUGACCCUGGACAUCGCGCCCAGCGUCUUCCGCUACACCAUCGAAGCCAGCACCUUAGUCCUUUAUGGAGAGCGGCUUGGCCUUUUGACCCAGCAACCAAACCCUGACAGCCUGAACUUUAUCCACGCGCUGGAGGCCAUGUUCAAGUCCACCGUGCAGCUCAUGUUUGUGCCCAGGCGCCUGUCACGGUGGACGAGCACCAACAUGUGGAGGGAGCAUUUCGAGGCCUGGGACUACAUCUUCCAGUAUGCCAACAGAGCCAUCCAGAGGAUCUAUCAGGAGCUGGCCCUCGGCCACCCGUGGCACUACAGCGGCAUUGUGGCAGAGCUGCUGAUGCGAGCAGACAUGACCCUGGAUACCAUCAAGGCCAACACGAUUGAUCUCACUGCUGGGAGUGUGGACACGACAGCCUUCCCCUUGCUGAUGACUCUCUUUGAACUGGCUCGGAACCCGGAGGUGCAGCAGGCCCUGCGCCAGGAGAGCCUGGUGGCCGAGGCCCGGAUCUCAGAAAAUCCCCAGAGGGUCACCACGGAGCUGCCUUUGCUGCGGGCAGCCCUCAAGGAGACCUUGAGGCUCUACCCCGUGGGUAUCACCUUGGAGCGGCAAGUGAGCUCGGACCUGGUGCUGCAGAACUACCACAUCCCGGCCGGGACGCUGGUGAAGGUCCUACUCUAUUCCCUGGGUCGAAACCCCGCCGUGUUCGCCAGGCCCGAGAGCUAUCACCCCCAGCGCUGGUUGGACUGCCGGGGCUCUGGAAGCAGGUUCCCACACCUGGCCUUUGGCUUUGGCAUGCGCCAGUGCCUGGGGCGGCGAGUGGCCGAGGUGGAGAUGCUGCUUCUGCUGCACCAUGUGCUGAAGAACUUCCUGGUGGAGACACUAGUGCAAGAGGACAUAAAGAUGGUCUACCGCUUCAUACUGAUGCCCUCUACCCUCCCCCUCUUCACCUUCCGGGCCAUCCAGUAGCCCUGUCACCACACUGGUCGGGCCACUCACGCUACAAGCCCCUUUGCCGGACCCCAGCCACCCCUCUUUUCUCCUGUGGGCCCUGCCUUUAGAGUCCCAGCACCGUGCAGCCAGCACUGUGCACACAUGUAGCAGCACAGGCCCCGCGGGUCAGGCGUGCUGGCCUGCGCAGCAAGGCCGGGGCGGAGCUGGGGGUGAACCCCCCAGCCCACGCCCAGUCCCGCCAGUGCCUUCUCCAGCAAGGGGCGCCGUCUGAGGGCCUUUGACCCCAGUCACCCCAGCAUAAGCCCCAGGCCCCUUGUGUGGCCAUGCCAGCGACGGGCCUCAGACCACACCCUCUGCCUCCCUGUCCAGCCUUUGUACCGCCUGUGCUAAACUCUGCUCCCAUGCAAGAGCUGACAACUUGGGCAUGCUCUGUCCUUAUGGUUGCCAUUUCAAGUGCCGUCCCCUGGGCCUCCAGUGCUCUGGCAUGGACUUGCCUUCAAGCUGGUUUGUUGUCUGUCUAUCUAGCCUCUUGGGCUCACCCUGGCAGUGCCAAUCCUCUGCAAUUGUGGCUGAAGUGCCCAACCCAGGCCUGGACAGGCAGGUCGGGAGUCAGGUUUCCUAGAAGAGACGCUGCCAAAAGCCAACCUGGACAUCAGGGCCAAUGAUACUCAUUUGAGAGCAGGAGGGAUGGUGAACCCCUCUGGCACAAGGCAGGCCGACCAUAGAGAAGCCUCUAGAAGAAGGGUGUGGGGCCACCUCGAACAACUUCAGUAGAGACAGUCUGAAGUGCCCACUAUCCUCUCACAGUGAACCACAGCAGAGGGAGGGACCACCCUGAUUUCAAGGCUGGAAGAGGCUUUGAACCACUGAGAGCCAACUGGGAUCCCCUCGUUGUCAGGAACAAGCAGUCUGUCCCAUCCCACCUAGAGCCAGGUGACACCCCAGGUAGAAAGUGGGCCCAGAGUCAGGAUGAGGGGCGGUGGGGUCUCUCCACUCUCCCGCCCUCCCCACCCCAACUUCAUCUGCUGAGGAGCAGGCAGGCCGAGCGAGGCAGCAAGGUGGGAGAAGUGUUUCUGGCUGCACCAGCCCUGCCCCUACUGAGGGGUAGGGGAUCUCUCCACUCCCCCUGCCCCCAGUGAACCACCCCCCAGGGCAUCUGUUCGGUGCCAAGAUCCCUGGAGGAGGACAAGAGCUGCACACCUCGUCACCAAUCCAGUCUAUCCUCAGCGAAAGAGGCCUGCGGCCGCCAGUGUGAUCUUCUCCCACCCCAGACAGGACUGUUGAAAGGGACCCAGAGAUUCAUGGAGGAGGGAGGAGGUUCCAGAGUCUGUAGUCACACAGGCACAAGCUGGAGCCCUCGCCCAGCACACAGGCCCAGCCUUCAUUCCCUCUGAGCCCUGAGUUCUUCUUAUGGGAAUUCUGUAGAAUUACCAUUUCGCCAGGCCCACUGAGGCACGGUGAGAUGGGUUUUCGGGAAGUGCCCAGUUUUCUGGCUCAGCUAGCACUCAGCCUGUGUGAUCCUUUCCCAGUGCUCAGUGCCCUGCUCUGCAGUGGGUGGAGAAAGUGUGAUGACAGGAAUAGAAUGAAAACCUAGUCCCCUUGUGAAUUCAUGUCAUUCUGCCGAGCUUGGCACACAUGGAUGCUUGAUCCAUGUGCUUGAUCCUCUUAGGCAGCCCUAAGAGGCACGUGCUACGCUCAUUCCCAUUUUGCAGGUGAGAAAACUGAGGCUUAGAGAAUUCACUCAUCUGGCAGAGUCUCAUGGCGCUUCCACGGAAGGGGUACUGCUUGAAGCCAUGAGGACCGUCCGAUCUCUAAGGCCCUCAUUAAGGAACCGUGGUUUGGUAGUGCUCACGAAUGUUGUGGAGACAAACUCCAGCUAAGCAUCUCUGUCUGCUUUCCAGAUCCUCUCCUGGAUUUCCCUGUUUCUCCAGAUUUCCUCUUUCAAGUCUAUGGAGGGGUCCCUUUUCCUUUAUCCAGCUUGGAAUUUCCAGUGUCUUCCAGUGUGAGGCUCUGUCCGGCUCUUUCUGACAACCUGCCUGGUUAUUACUGCCUCGACAGUCUUCCGUGUGAUCCUCAUGAUUCCCACGCCUCUGCGUGUCUUUCACUGUAGCAGUGGUAGUGCCUUUAAGAAGCCCGAUGCCAAGAACUGGAACGCCCUCUAUGUUCCCUGUGCCACCGAGGUCUGGUUUGAGGCCGUGUCAUCUCUUGCCCAGGGGCUGUCGCUUUCCUAGAGCCACUCUGUGUUCAUUGCCCAGCCUCAGGUCGCCUCUGGGGCGUGAGUAGUGUAAAUCCUAGACCACCCUGAGGGCAUUGUCUCGGUUCUCGGGAGGGAACGGGGAUUCGGGGGUUCGUCCUCAUUCCACCUUGGAAAGCUCAGCUCGCUGCUCAACGCCUGACAGUGCUGAGGGCAGUUUGCAGUGUUAGUGUAGUGUUUUCAAGGUCUCGCCUCCACAUGGGGCUCUGUGACAGCCUAGAGAGGAGGGAAAGGGGGUGGUCAAGAGGGAGGGAACCAUGUAUACCUGUGGCUGAUUCAUGCUGAGGUCUGGCAGAAGCCAGCACAACAGUGGAAAGCAAUUGUCCUCCAAUUAAAAAUAAAUACAUUGAA
Messenger RNA from Odocoileus virginianus texanus, 4107 nucleotides. The record is from RefSeq and is a predicted model, not a curated record. Lineage: Eukaryota; Metazoa; Chordata; Mammalia; Artiodactyla; Cervidae.